Molecule: messenger RNA, 19699 nt
Organism: Exaiptasia diaphana
Lineage: Eukaryota; Metazoa; Cnidaria; Anthozoa; Actiniaria; Aiptasiidae
Product: fibrocystin-L
Exons: 44
Coding region: 208-18690 (6160 amino acids)
Biological process (GO): homophilic cell-cell adhesion
Cellular component (GO): plasma membrane
Molecular function (GO): calcium ion binding
Source: RefSeq, a predicted model, not a curated record
GYGCGAAGCCGCAGGAUUCACAGAUAGAUUUAAUAGUUGCAAAAACCUUGUUGUAGUUAGCUGGAGUACCUUCUAAACUGAGCUCUUCAUUUCAGAUUCAAUAUAUCGAAGAGGCAGUUUUGAAAAACAAAAACAAUGUCCUCCAUCUGAGUUCAAACGUUUCAGCGUUUAAAACUUGAACAAAAAUACUCCAGAAAACUUGUCAAUAUGAUUAAAAUACAAGUCUUCGCGAUUGUCUUCUACCUCGGUGUUUUAGUCUUGAAAUCUGGGGCUUCAGAAGCUGUCCCAGACCCGCCAGUAGUAACCAAGAUCAUUCCUAACGAGGGAAGUUUAGCUGGAAAUACAAUGGUCUAUAUCAUUGGGAAAAAUUUUGCCAAAGAUCAGUUAAAAAGUAUUGGCAGUAACGAAGUAAGAAACGAAGUAUAUUUCAAGACAAGCCUUCAGUCGGUUCCGUGUGAUGUGAUACCAACCGACGUAUCCACUACUAGACUCGCCUGUGAAACACGAGCUACACCGACUUCUGCAUCGGAAGACUGGUAUGAUCUUUUUGUGAUUGUUGACGGAAAACCAGUCAGUAAAUACUGUUAUGGCAGGUGUACCUUUAGGUUCACCAGUGGAAAAACACCAACCAUCACGUUUGUUGAGCCACGAGCAUCAGUUAUAGGAGGGACAAUCACCAUAUCUGGGAAAACRUUCACCAAGCAAUUCAGCCGAUUAUCACCAGAYUUCGAUCCCACUAAAAAUGAACUUACAAGGGCUUACGUCGGAUGUGAUUUUGGUGAUCCUUUUGACCGCACAACUAACGAACUCUACGGUGCGUGGGUCAAUGAUAAGAAUAGUAAUGGUUGGUUCAAAGUCAAACCAAUGUGUAAAAAAGUGGCAUCCAAUGACAUAUACUACGUUGUGAGAGAAAAAGGAAGCUCCAUAGCAAGUAAAGACAUCUAUCAAAUUAACAGUCGAAAAGAACUCUAUAUUUACCAAAGCCAUGCAGACGUAAAAACCGUCAGCCCAGUCUCUGGGAGUACAGCUGGUGACACCACGGUCACUAUUGCAGGCGUGGGAUUUGGUACCAAAAAAGACAAUGUUAAAGUAAAAAUAGGAGGUGUUCCAUGCGCAAUCGAAACUCUCUCCGAUGAACAGAUCACGUGCAAGACAGGUGCACAAGGUGAACCUAAGACUCUUUACAGCGGUAAYCGUGGUGUGUUGCGUGAAGUAUGGAAUGGAACUGUCAAGAGUACGCUGACAGACAUCGACGCCUUGUCGACCUCGGAUGCGAACUACAUCAAAGAGAUCUUACCCAAUGCUUCUAACCCGGAAGUGUCGUCGUUUUACAAGCCAGAUGGUGCAGGCUACAGUUCUAGAGUGACUGGCUUCUUCGUUGCUCCAUUUGACUGCCUGUUCGCUUUCCUAAUCAUGUCUGAUGACGCCAGUGUGUUGUAUAUGAGCCUUAAUGGAACAACCACCGACAAAGUCAAGAUAGCCGAAUGCAAGGGKGCAACACACCGAUGGGACAGRUUUCCCGAACAGAAAUCAAAAAAGUUCAAUCUAAAAAAAGGACAAGUMGUGUACCUUCACGCUCUGCAUGUGGACCACACCCGAGGUCAUAGRCUAAAGAUUGGCGUUAGCACGGACUGCGUCCCUCAUCCUAGUUCAAAGAUAGGUGGAGCUGUAGACGAAAAACAAACCAUUACAACCACUUCAGAGGCUCGCUGCGAAAAACAGAUCCUUGACAUGACAAAUUGGAAUCAAGCCGAAGUUACUCAAGAGGUCCAGCAGGUCMAGCUACCUUYGUGCGGCCAAAUCARCCAACCUCCCUGCAAUCAAACAUUUCAACUUACUUACAAUACAAUCUCCACCAGUCCCCUACGUCUAGACGUUAACGCGAAUAGCCUGAAACAAGCYCUGAAUGGACUAUCAACCAUUUCAUCACGUGGCACCGUGAACGUUGCCUUAGWAACCGCGGCAACGUUUACAAUCGAGUAUUCCUUWACAAACCCCAACGAUGUAGARUUAUUARCAAGUGCAUCAGUCACGGGACUAGAGAUCAAUAUAACGCGAAUACGCCGUGGAAUGUCCACAAAAGAGGGUUUUAAAUUAAGCUUUGGAAAUGCGAUCAGUGACUACAUCGUACCGAAUACAACUACGAUAGACACUUUGAAGGAUACAAUCCAAAGUUUCUUUUCUGUCAAGUGCAAUACACCAUCGCAAUCAACACACUACAAAUUGAACUUUGAGGACCCUGCCGUAGGACCAAUAUACUGUACAGCCGUGACGUCAGAGCUUCCCUUUUGUGGUCGAACUUCAUGUAAAAACCCUGGGUAUAUGUAUCGUACAGGUUUUACAGAGAUCAAAAGCGGCGUUAAAGCUAAGGAGUAUGUCCUUAACACAUACAAAUACGUUUGUUUCGCCUAUAAAGGGCCAAUACACGAGUACGUCAACGUUCGUUUCUCUUAUACCAACAAAAAUGGGGUACUAUCGUAUAUCUGGCGUUAUCAGAAGUUUGGAAGAGAAUCUAUUUCUCACACCAAAUGGAGAUUUGUUUGUUUCGAUAUGUUUGAAACGUUUACGAAAGACCAUUGGAUAGUCAAAAACAGACAAGAAAACACACAAGUCAAGGUCAUCCAUAUCCACUUCAUGAGAUCCCCUAAAACCUCCGAUGCAUAUUAUAUUGACGACUUUCGGAUAGGACGAACAAAGGUUACUGUCCAACCAUUAWCAAUACCAGCAAUGCCCAAAGGGUAUCUCAUAAAAUCAUUUUCGGUGACCAAGGAAUCCGCUGGACGGUACAGUAUCUGCAUGACCCCGGUGAAGUGUGGCACAGGAAUCCCAUUAAUAUCAAUUGAUGGCACGACCACUAGAGUUAAUUCUAGUGCUGAUAAUGCUACAUAUGAGUUUGAUGGCUUGAACUCGAGAGUGACUAUAGUCCGUACACAAGAUUCUACUCCACCCAUCACGGGGACUUUCAAUGUCACGUAUGGCGGCAUAACUGUGAAAGAUAUCCCAGCCAAUGUGACAGCAGACAAACUAAAGAGACUACUCGAGGAUCGAUUAGACGUAGGUGAUCUUCACAUCGUCCGGUCYGGCACAUGCGCAUCKUACACCUGGACGAUCACUUGGACUAGCAAGGGAGGAAACCAUCAACAGUUUAACAUCACGAGCGCUCUCAGUGGUUACAAUGCCGCUAUACAGAUACGGACAGAUGUCAAUGGAGAGUUUUUCAUGAAGCCAAUUCCUGGUGAAUUCUUGMGAACGCCCCAUAAUGACUCUCAGGUCGAAGUGACUGUUAAUAAUAUUCCAAGUUCGUGUACGAAUCAGAAGUGCUCCUUUACCUAUUCCCAAGACCUGACUCCAACAUUAACGUCUCUGUCGCCCACGAACGUGAGUGUUGGUUCAUCCUUAACACUCACGGGGACAGGUUUUUCCACAACCARGUCGCUAGUUAGCGUCACUAUAGGUGGUGUGGCGUGCAAUGUGACAGCGAGUAGUGAAACAAGUAUAACUUGUACMGUAGGGAAUUCACCAGGAGGGACGCCAGCCGUUGUGUUGCACAUCAAAGGAAAAGGAAAAAAUAUUUACUCACCGAGCAGGAAACGACGGUCUGCUGAGGUAACUGCAACGCCCGCUGUCGUCAACUUUGAGAUCACAAUCAACGAUAUCAACCCAGACAAAGGAAGUACGGCAGGAGGAACURMACUGACCAUUCAAGGYUCUGGGUUUAGUAAUGAGCAAUCAGACCUGAGGGUGACCAUUGACGGAAACACUUGUGACAUCAUCAGAGCUACAGUGUCUGAAAUCAAGUGCACCACGCCUGCGCACGGCGCUGGCGAUACCAACGUGGUGGUUUCUAAGGGUGCACUGAGUAGCGAUCCUAAAGUGUUCAAAUAUGACGGUAAUCUAACACCAUCGGUGACAUCAGUGAGUCAACAGAAUGGKAAGGUCGGCGGUAACGAAACCUUAGUYAUCUCUGGGUCYAACUUUGGYACUAGCAYGGAYGUUGUCGUUAAACUCGGCGAUGUUGUGUGCAAGCUUGAAUCCGUUAAAGACRACGAAAUAAAAUGUUUAACACCUGCACGUAGACCAGGAAAUGUCACCAUCACAAUCCAGGUACCKGGAAAAGGUAACGCGGACAUCCCGUCCUCCUACRAGACUUUUGAGUACAUUUUACAAGUGUCGAGUAUCUCACCACUGCUUGGAUCAUUAGCUGGUGGAACAGAGGUGACUAUAACUGGAGCUGGGUUUAGCGAUACACCUGAAGACAAUGUAGUAAAGAUUGGCGAUAGGACAUGUACAGUYAAGUCAAGUAACUCAACAACCUUGAAGUGUAUUACAAGCGAGGGGUUCAAGACGAAGAAAAUCACUAAUAUGGGAACACAUCAAGAAUUCGGUAAAGGAUAUGCAUGGUCACCAAGUCUCGCUGAAAUCAACGUAGGAGACUACGUGCAGUGGGAAUGGUCUGCACCCAGACUAACCGACAUCAAAUUCCAAGUUUUCCAAACCGCCACUGAAGAUUUGAAUGUUUAUGAAARCGGMUUCAAAAGUGCGGCAAGCAGCACGGGAUCAUUCAAGCAUCAGUUUACGUCAAAUGGAGAUUUCUUCUUUUCCAGUGGGGAAAUGGCUGAAGGAAAAGUAGUUAUGAAAGGGAAAGUAGAAGUGAGCUCACUUCAAUCGCAAGAACAAAGCAUCAGUGUUAAAGUAUCAGGAUUUCCCGCUAUUUGUCAAGCUACUGCGCAAUCACCAUCUCAGUCAACAUCGUGCAGCACAGGCAUUACCAGUGAUUUUACAGGGUGCAGCUCGGAAAGUGUACUCGCGGCACAAGCACAACAGGACACUUGCCUGACYUUCACCUACAAAGACUGUCGCACUCCUUUGGUGACGGAAGUGAGCCCGAAUACUGGAGACAGUGAACAAGAAAUAACAAUAACAGGGAAAGGUUUUAGUGCRACAGAAUGCCACAAUGUAGUCACUUUUGGAGGUCACAAUUGCAAAAUCACAUCCCACUCUGAAACGAGUAUUAAAUGCAAAAUUGAUCGGGCCAAUAAACCCAAGCCUGGACAGUCUCUAGAGGUCDAUGUUGUAGUUAAAAACCGAGGUAAGGCGCUUAUUCAACUUGCCGCAGAAGGAAAGUCCAACUUUGUGUUACGUCCACGCGUGACUAGCGUCACGCCAUCAACAGGCUCACAGGGUGGUGGAACAAAUUUGACCAUAAAUGGUGACGGGUUUGAUGAGACGUCAGCAGGCAAUACAGUUAGUAUAGGAACUGCCGUGACUUGCAAAGUGAAAAGUGCGUCAUACAAUACACUUACAUGUGUGACUGAACCAUCGUCGAGCUUGGACGCGCACGAAGUUAUCGUCCAAACAGGUAGUGAAAAGAGUUCUUGUCCAAGCUGUACGUUUACCUUCGAUUCUGCUAAGACACCACAAGUUAAUGAUACGCAGCACACUACCAUAAGUACAUCCAAUCAUGAAUUGGUCAUCCAGGGAAGUCGCUUUGGAACAAUCACAGAUGAAAUUGACGUAAAAGUCGGUAAUGUCACGUGUUCAAUAACUGAUCUCAACGAUGAAAGUAUCAAAUGUACUAUAUCUGAUAUCACCGCUGGGGUAUAUGACAUUAUGGUACUGCACACCACUAAUGGACUUGCUGUAUUUAAAGAGAAUAUAACAACUCAAGCUACUGCGAUACCAAGUAUAUCAAAUCUCAGUCCGUCAACGAGCAGCGAACAAGGAGGUUUAACUGUUGACAUGGACGGCUUUGGGUUCAAUAUCAACGCAGGUCAAACUAUAGUCAAAGUCAACAACAAAGUAGCUGAAGUCAUCAGUGUAGCAACCACGAGAGUAGUUUUUACAACACCACCAAAUAGUGCUGGGACUUUUGACGUUGUGACCAAAUCCGGUGGAGCCACUUUUCCCACCAAAACAAUAACGUAUUCGAGUGAUGCCACGCCGGAAGUGACAUCUAUUUCCCCAGAAUCUGGAGCUGGAGGACAACAGUUAACCUUAAACGGAGACUUUCCAACGGGUUCAACUUCAAAUGUAAAAGUCAUGAUUGGCGACUGGCAAUGCUCAGUGACACAAGCAACCGAAAGUCAAAUUAAAUGCACCGUUCCAAAUAAGCCGGCAGGAAAAUACCCAGUCUCUGUCGUUGUGACUGGUAAAGGAAAAGCAAAAUCGACAUCCGAAUUCUCCAUCGAUUUUUCACUCACUUCCAUUAGCGUUGUUCAAAGUGGACACGGAGGUGGAGUUAUUACGACUGUCGAGGGAAGCGGUUUCAAUGAGUCGACUGUUGUCAAAAUCUGUAACAAUAUCUGUGUCCAUGAUACCAGCACCCCUGUUAAUGACACUCACAUUGCCUGUGAAGUUCCUCAAAGUGACUCAGCAUCACACGGGUCAGACAGCAAGUGCGAUGUAACUGUUUCAUUCGGCACCUUCGAAAAGGAACUCUCUCAGGCAUUUACGUACCUUCAGUCUCUCACGUCACGCGUAGAAUCAGUGAGUCCUUCUCGGGGGGGUACUGGAGGUGGCGUCCCAGUCACCAUUACAGGCAGUGGCUUUAGUAACAACCAGAAUGAUAAUAAAGUUACUAUUGAUGGUGUCCCGUGUGCUGUGACAUUCGCUAAUGAGACUGUAAUACAAUGCAAAACGGGGGCACACAAUAAAACCAUCAAGACUAACGUUCGUGUUGAAGUUGAUGGAAGAGGAAAAGCGGUGGGUGUGAAAGAUGGGUUUUACUAUKUGGAUUUAUGGUCGUCGAAAUUCAGUUGGGGAGGAAACGACCCCCCCGGAAAAGAUGGAUUUGUGGUCAUAAGUGAAGGACAAACCAUGGUAUUGGACAUGGAUACACCAGUCCUCAAGAUGAUUCUCAUCGACGGAGGAAAACUAAAGUUUGACGAUAAGGAUAUUCACCUUCAGGCAAAAUAUAUCUUUAUUGCUAACAAAGGUGUCCUAGAGAUAGGAACGGAAGAUGAACCCUUUCAACAUAAAGCUACAAUUACUAUGCAUGGCCACGUGCGAUCAACGGAAAUUCCCGUUUACGGUGCCAAAAAUAUUGCUCUCCGUGAAGGGACCAUCGACAUGCAUGGUAAACCCGUGAGCGUCACCUGGACGUAUCUCUCCGAAACAGCUGAAAAGGGCGCCACACAAAUAAAGCUUACGCAGGCCGUUCCAUGGGAGAUUGGAAAUGAAAUUGUCAUCGCGGCUACCGGACGAUCAGAAAGAGAGAACGAGCAAGUCAAGAUCACUGGAGUUUCCGCUGACAAAAAGACUUUGACAAUCGACCCUCCUCUGAAAUACCAACAUAUCUCUAAAGUUCAGAAUUACUGUAAUAAGAAUAUAGAGACACGAGCGGAGGUAGGACUGCUGACCAGAAACAUUUGUAUCCAAGGAUCGAAGCACGAUGAAUGGGAAGAACAAAUACAAGCAUGCGCUGAAGGUUUCAAGCCUGGUCAAUUCCAAACUCAAAAUUGCUUUCAAGGUAAAUUUGGUGAUGAAAUCGGUAGCGAUAUGUUUGGUGUUCAGAUCAUGAUCCAUGCCGCAGAAAAAAGCAAAGGAUUAGUAACUGCAAGAUUUGAAUAUGUCGAGAUCCGUCAUGCUGGACAAGCAUUCCGCAUGGGUCGAUAUCCCAUACAUUUCCACACUAGCGGUAGAGUAGAUGGGUCAUAUGUCAAAGGCUGUGCAAUUCAUCAUAGCUUCAACAGAGCAAUAACAAUGCAUGGGAUUCACAACCUGGUUGUAGAGCGCAACGUGGUGUUUGACAUCUUGGGCAACGCCGUUUUCAUGGAGGAUGGUAUCGAAGAGGGGAAUACAGUGGAACGAAAUCUUGGCAUUUUUGUUAAACCAUCUUCUUCUUCCCUCAACGUKGACAUAACACCAGCGACGUUCUGGGUGACCAAUGCAAAUAACACCGUUCGACACAACGCCGCCGCUGGGGGCACCCAUUUUGGAUACUGGUAUCAAAUGUUUGAUCAUCCAGAUGGACCAUCGUUUGACCCAAACAUUUGCCCAAGGAAUAUACCAAUGAAAAUCUUCUACAACAACAGCGCUCAUUCUUUUGGACGCUAUGGAUUAUGGGUAUUCCCAACAUACCAUCCAAUGAAGGGCGGUCGCUGUGGUGACAAAAUAGCCGAACCRGCACAUUUUGAUGGCUUAAUAGGUUGGAACAACAUGAGAGGUGCUGAAGUGGUUGAAGGUGGUGCAGUUAGAAUCAGAGAUGGUUGCUUCCUCGACAACGAUGUGGCGGGUGUUGAAUACGUAACUUCGGAUAUGAAAGACAGCCCAUGGGGCGGCGCAAUGAUCAUGGACACUUGUAUUGUAGCUCGUAGUAAUAUCAACACAGGAGAUAAUCUUAUUUACACUAACGCUGGAAUAAGAACUGCUAAGAGCCACGGUCUUGUGAUUUCCAAUGUUCACUUGGUUAAUUUUAAUCAGGCAAGUUGUAAAUCAGCAGCCAUCCAAUGCUGCUCACAGUGCAAAGAGUUUAGUCUCAAAGGAGGCUUUGAAACGAGAUUUGAGAAGAUGACAUUCACCAACUCUCCUUGCAGAACAAGGUUUCAAUGGGAACAUGAAGCUGUUCAUGUAGAUUUGGAUGGAACCUACACAGGUCAUGUUAAUGGUACAUUAGUACCGUACUCUGGACAGCUUCCACCAGACAAAUGUAAACGUUCUGAAAAGGACAGCCAUGGRGAACACCCAGGAUACAUCUGUGAACCCCCUCUUGUUUUUCGUCGCAUUGGGAUAAACAAAGCUCUUCCGGAGUUCCUCAAUGGGAAACAGCUCAAUUUUACCAACCAGUAUGGUAACGCAGUGUCAAUGUUUACUCAAAAAUCAAUAACACAUAAAGAUGGUUGGAUAGCAACGCUGCUUGUUGGUGUACAAUAUAAUAUGACUUUUGUCGACGCACAACAAUUAACAAACAUAACUUACACUGGUGACGUCUACGAUCUGCACGAAUCUGACAGAAUCAUUAUCAACCAUCCACUCUUUCAAAGCCCAGACCAUUUGGACACGAAUGGGAAAUACCAAAACAUGACUAGUGUUUUACCAGGACCAAAUGACCCCCACGGGAGAUGGGCUUUCAAUAAUGACACAAAGAUACUUACGUACCAAUACAAGAAAUGCAAACAACGUACACCUAAUGGAAAUUACCCAACUUGCCAAAUCAAACUUAAAGUGUAUMGAUGUUAUUACCUUCAAUGCAUAACUCCAACUCCUCCACCACCUCCAAAAGGACGACCUACAGACCACGUAAAAUGGUCUUCAUCAAGCGCUUGGGAUAAAAUUGCGGAAGCGGGAUUUGGUGGCUAUGGUGGCGUUCUACCAAAGGACGGAGAAGAUGUCAAAAUACCGGCAGAAACGUGGAUGGUGUUGGAUGUGCAGCCAAAGAGACUGAAUAAACUUCUCGUCGAAGGAGCUCUGGAAAUAGAAACCGGUGACUUUACACUUAACGCUACCUUUAUAUUUGUAACUGGAAGCAUAAUCGUUGGUUGGCCAGAUAAACCAUAUCCUGGUAACUUCGUCAUUUAUUUAAGUGGCAGUUGGAGUACAGAAGAUAAUCCCCAGAACAAUGGUCCUAACGCUGGUACGAAAGCCUUGACAGUGUUUGGAAAUAUGUACUUUCACGGUAAGCCCAGGAAGCCUUACUGGACGAAAUUAGCCCAAACUGCAGAUAUAGGGAGCGACAACGUAAAGGUAGUGGAGGCAGUUGAAUGGGUUGCUGGAGAUGAAAUUGUUAUCACUUCAACAACAAGAGAACCAAGGCAAUCAGAGGUCUUCAAGAUCGUCUCAGUGACUGGGGACGGGAAGACGAUUAAACUGGACGGCGUUUUAAAAUAUAGGCACAAAGCAGUAAAGCACAGUGCAGGAGGAUAUGACUACACAUUAGCUGGUGAAGUUGGUCUAUUAUCCAAGAAUAUCAAGAUUGUCGGCCUCGAUGAUCCCGCUGGAUCUUUAACUAACAAAGAUUUUGGCGCUCGAGUUCUUGUUGCUGCUGGUGGUAAAAACAGGCAGGCCAAUGCAAGGAUUGAAAAUGUCGAGUUUAAGGAUUGCGGUCAGCUUGGUUGGACAGACUCAUGGGAUCCAAGAUAUUGUCUUGCCAUUCAUGGCCUUGGUGAUGUAAUAGACGGCAACUCAUCAUACAUAMGUGGCAUCUCCAUAAACCGAGGUUAUAACACUGGAAUAGGCAUAUUCGGCACCAACAAACUUAUGGUGGAAGACAAUGUCAUACAUCAUACCAUUGGACCUGGUAUUCGAGAAGAAGGCAACGGAAACACGCACAAACACAACCUUGUUGCCAGAUCAGAAGCUUUUGCUACCUACAAAGGACGGAAAGAGGCCUUGUAUCACUAUCACGGCGCCAUUGAAAUCCACCUGGCGACCAACACUCUCCUCUUCAACAACACUGUAGCGGGAGGUGAGCGCUUCUGUUACAAGGCCGACGGCGAACCAUGUGAUAAGAGCCGUUGGCACGGAAACGAAGGGCGUGGAUGCUGGCACGGCUUCCACAUUGGUUAUCAAGAAGGACUUCAAACUUGCUCCCAAAUAUCGAACUUCCUGUUGUGGGAAAAUGUAGACUAUGGAAUCUUUACGUGGCUUCAAAGCUCACUGGUAGUAUCCAACGUUAAAUUGGUUGAUAAUACAGUAAAUGUGCUCCCAAAUAUAUGGGGACCGAACAUUUUGACGCACGUGACAGUAAACAAGUUUUUCAGGUUUGAGGAUUCCCUCAUAGUUGGCACAAGUACUGGUUAUGACUGCAAUGAUGGUAAAAUCAUUCCCGCCGGACGACAACCCUAUGUAGGAAAGGUUGGAGCCAAAAAAGUACCUGCCGAAGGAGUCGAUAAUCCAGGAGGACGCAUUGGAGUCACCUUAACACAGUUCUCUAGUAGUSCUGGAGGAGCAACCAGCCACCCCUGGGAAGCCGCCAUGUCCUACACCGCGAUGUACGGUCUUUCUACAUAUACAAGGCUAACAUUUGCAAACUUUCUCGUUUCUUGUGGAAAAAGAGACAUUGCGGUCAUAACAAACGAGUGGAUAGGAGACCUYCUCCAACCGACCGACAUAUCAGAGUUCAAAAAGGAAAACGUGGACACCAAGUCAYUGCUUUUCUUCAUCCAACCGGGUUUAARUUGGAUCAACCCAUCUGACUGUGUUGAUAUGCCGUGCGAUGGAAGACGGCAAUUACUAAUCACAGACUUAGACGGAUCGUUUACAGGUUCUAGUGUUAGGACCACCCUGAUCCCUAAAGCAGAAUACCAAUGGGGCAAAGAUCCAAGGUUUGGGCUAGGUGAUUAUCGUAUACCCGUCGCUGCUCUAACUAGAACGGAUGGAUCUAGAAUUCCUAUAAACAACAUAUUUCCCAAGAAAGGAAUAGURAGAGGCACUGAAACAGAGAAUUACUGCACCUGGAAGGACGUCUACAACGGUUAUCAGUGCACAAAGAUUAAGCAUCGCAUGCUGAUUAUUGAGAGCCUUGACAAGGACACAGAGACACGGCGCCUUUCUCCCGUACAUYUGAGUGCUGACGGCUAUGUUAACCUUCUUAAUGGGCCCAUGGAUCAUGGUUGGUGUCUAGGAUACACAUGCCAAGAGAGAGUGUCUACCUUCUUUGGAAUCGUUGGAGCAGAUAGGAACUACAGUCUCUACUUCUCUAGUACUGAGCCUCAAAAAGUACGGUUCCAUUUAAUAAACAGCAAGGAAGACGAGGCCAUCCGAAUCGGRUUGUUUUACAAACAGCCUCAGCGGCAAGAUGUAUACAGAAAAGGAUUAUAUAUGUAUCCUCAAAACGCCGAGUUAAACGGACAAAAGACSACAUUUAAACCAAUCCCAACUGGAAAGCCUGACGAUUACUGGUACCCACAGCUGACAGACAUAAGUGGUUCCAACUACUUUGAUACACCGCAAAAUACUCURUACUUUGUAAUAAAAGGACCAACACCCAUUGAAAUACGAACAUCACCAGUUGUCCAGAUCACUAUUUCUACUGGCGCCGAAGUUACAAUUGAUGAAUUCUUCAAGAAAAACCUGGUUGAAAACUUAGCCAGAUUGUUGGGAUGCGAUCCUAAACUUAUUCAUUUCAUGAACGUCGUGAGUGCGUCACGUCGCCGACGAGCGGCAUCUGGACAGGAUAUAAACCUACAGAUAAUGAAUGAACCAGCACAAACUAUAGAUGAUGGACAACAGACAAACACUACUAAGACUAACCAAACAGUGGCCCAGAACUCUACAGGAUCUUACAGCGAUUCAUUUAGCCAGCUACAAAACUAUACAGACGGAGUGGUCAAAGCGGUCCAAUCUGGUUCACUGUCAGAAAGUAUGGGUGGAAUGCAAGUUUCUGGACUGAAAGUAAAAGAGCCUGUACCAGAACCAACAGACCCAACGGGGGGUGUUCGUGCUAAAAAUGGAACGGGUGGCAAUGCCAACGGCUCAUUAACAUACGAYCAACGCAUGGCACARCAAGCAGCCAACGAAACCCAGAACUCGGUAUCGGAAUAUCAAGUCCCGUGUAAGCUUGUAGUUGACCUGGAACCUUCAGGAGCCAACGAAACUGUCCCRUUUAAAACACAGCCGAGGAUCAAAGUAUUGGAUUGCUCCGACCGCUUGGUGACUAAACUGGGGACAUCACGAUAUAACUGGACGGCUACAGUUAGUAUUAAAAAAGGAACYGGAGACCCUKAUGCUACAAUCAACGGAACACUUAGUGUUGAUUUUSUGRRUGGUUUCGCUAAYUUCACAGAUUUAAGUAUUUCUCACAGUGGGGUUGGCUAUGUGCUGAGUUUCAUCAUCACAGAGCCAACAACGGCCAAGUUCAACGCAAGUUCGGCUUCCUUUGAAGUCAAAGAAAGAGAGCUGGUCUUUUCGGUGGUCUCACAGCCUGCCGAYGCUAAUGAAACGAUGCCAUUCGGCUCGCAACCCAGCGUUGAAGUACGAGACCUAGCUGAUGGCCAGAUUGUUCGUAACACCGGCUGGAAAGGACGUAAAUGGCUUCUUCAAGCAAAGCUUGCURAUAAUCGAUGUUUACUUAAUGGGACUCARACRGUYGAGUUUUCCAGUGGUGUUGCCAAAUUCUCCAAUCUCAGCAUCGGUUGUUCUGGAACUGGUUUCAAGUUGAACUUGACYGCCAUGACUUUACCGGAGUCAAAGUAUAAGUUCUUCGACCAGUCGGAUUCUUUUGAAGUCAAGGAACUUGCCGUGCGAGUGGUGUUAGCUCARCARCCUGGUAAUUGCAACGAUACCGUGAUAUGCGGCAAUCAGCCUAUAAUUGAAAUACGAGCCCUUUACCCAGACGUCGUUGUCGAUAARAUUGGAUGGAAAAAUCGAAAGUGGUUCAUUGAUGUAACGCAUACCCAAGGUAGCGCAGGCUCAGCUAUGAAUGGCACAACUCGGCUUCAGRUUCCCACAUUCGGGAGAGUUGAAUGGAAGGACAUAUCUUUCUACGAMAUUUCUUCGGGUCACAGCUUGACAUUUACAGUGAUAACGGAGCCUGCCUCUUCCUACACGAACAUGUCCGUUACAUCAGUUAGUUUCGAUGUCCUCGCUCGCCAGUUCUGCCUUGAGGUUAUCACAGAGCCAAAGGACUGCAACCAAUCAGUGAUCUGCGGCGUUCAGCCUGUUGUCGCGGUAUACGACUGUGGCACAGGGAAACUGGGCCUACCUCUUAAACAGCCCUGGCAUAUCAGUGUAGAAUUAAAGCCGUCGGCCUUACAAGGAGUGCUGAAUGGAACCACUUUCAACGUUAGCGUUGUGAAAGGCAUCGCACAGUUCACCAAUUUAUCGAUUUCUUUAUUUGGAGAAAAUUACAUCAUGGCAUUCAGGUCUAACUUUGGGCACACGGGAUAUUCCGCACCAUUUGACGUCAAAUACAUCAAUGACUACUCACCGCUGUUUAAYCCCACCAGUGGCAUCUACUCUGCCAGCAUUUCAGAAAACGCUACAGUUAACACAAUAGUUGCCACGGUGUCGGCAGUUGACUUUGAUUCAGGCCCACAAGGAGACGUGUAUUACUCAAUCACAGAAGGAAACACUGGUGAUGCGUUCAAGAUUCAUUCGACCAAUGGUAACGUCAGAAUAAAGACAGCUUUGGAUCGAGAGGCUGUUGCCACAUACGAGCUUAUUGUAAAGGCGCAAGAUGGUGCAGUGGCUGGAAAAGAGAGGUUAACUCUAGGAAAGGUCAYAAUCAAUGUAACAGACAUUAAUGACAACGCKCCUUCCUUYGGCAACAUGCCAAGYCCUCUCCCUGUGARCGAGGAUGURACCGUUGGCGGUGUUCUYAAUCGAAUCGUCGCGACAGAUCCUGACGCUGGUCUCAAUGCUAAAYUACGUUUCAAGAUACUUAGUGGUAAUGAAAAUGGAUACUUUUUGAUUGACGAAAACACGGGAGAUCUGAAGGCAAACAAAUCGCUCAACCUGGARGCAACACCUCUACCAAAGAUGAACCAUACACUGAGYAUUGAGGUAUCUGACCAGGGAAGUCCACCAAAGACSAAUACAGCAAACAUYGAUAUCACAAUUGCACCGRUCAACGAGUUUACACCAAUAUUAGCGCAUCCAAGCUCGUUUAACUUUAGUUUUGGCGAAAAUGUAAGUCCUGGUGGUGGGGUGUUCGUGUAUGAUGUUAACGCCACUGAUGAUGACUAUGGAGAGAAUGGUCAWGUGACUUAYCACAUCCAAUCAGGAAACGAAGGUGGAAAAUUCACAUUAGACUCCACAACAGGUUGUUUAAAACUAACUAGCACGUUAGAUUACGAGGAAGCAUCCAGUUACACCCUUAACAUCCAAGCACGUGACUCCGACAGCAAGGGUAACGUCAAGUUUGCAACGUUCAUCGUUUACGUUAACGUCGAGGACACCAACGAUAAUACACCAACGUUUACGCAGUCGAACUACACGUUUGACGUGUCAGAAGACAAUGCACCGAGCUCCACAGUAGCUACUAUUCGCGCAGUCGAUCCUGACGGAGGUAAAAAUGGACAAGUGUCGUAUUCUAUGGUUGAUGGUAAUGCUACUGGAAUAUUCUACGUGAACUCAUCAACAGGAGCUUUGGUGUUGAAUGUCUCGCAAGAUCUAGAUUCGCCGUGUAUCCCWGAGAAGUCUUAUGUAAUUGUGGUCAAGGCUGAAGAUCAUGGCGAACCAUUUACACUCAAGUCCAACACAACUGUCACGCUGAACAUCAAGUACAAGAACGAAUACCCACCAGUCUUUGCGAGCUCAUCCAUUACCAAGGUCAUCCCAGARGACGUUGCUAUGGGAACAUUUAUCUACCAAGCAACAGCAACAGAUGACGAUUGUGGCUCGGACGGUGAAAUUAGGUAUUCUAUUUCGUCAGGGAAUACAGAGACUGCAUUUGCCAUCAACGCCUCAUCUGGGAAUCUUAGUACUGCUGGGGGACUAGACCGUGAGACCACGUCGUCGUAUCUUUUGUCUAUUACAGCAGAAGACCAGUCCUCUAGUAGCAAGACUGCAGUAAUGACGGUACAGAUAAGCAUCAGUGAUGUGAACGAYAAUAAACCAUCGUUCARUAAACCACGCUUCASUGUAACAGUCAAUGAGGACGCUACCACAGGGUUCGAAGUAACAGACRUAACAGCUACAGAUCUGGACUCUGGUGCUAACGGACAGGUCACUUAUUCUAUACUCAGUGGAAACGACCUGGGRUUYUUCGUAAUAGAAGGGUCUAAAGUCAAAGUUGCUAAGAAYCUUGAUUUAGAAACACAAAGCCACAACUCCAACACGAGCUAUAGUCUAACGGUGUAUGCAACCGACAAAGGAACCCCGCCAUUAAACAACUCCGUUAGUGUUGAUAUUACUGUGUUGGGUGUCAAUGAGUAUUCACCUGUUGUAGUGAGCACUGCUGCUGUCGAAGCCUUAGAUCUUGCCUCUAGUUUCGUCUAUGAUGUCAAUGCUACUGAUGCUGACUAUGGGGCUGAUGGAGAAGUAAGAUACUCGAUUAAGACUGGGAACGAUAAAGAUGAAUUCUCCAUUGACAGUAUCACUGGCGUUAUCACCGUCAAGAAACAGCUCGACGCCAAGUCCAAGCCAAUGCAUACCCUUGUGAUCGAAGUGACUGACCAAUCAUCCAACACAUCCAACAGAAGGUCCGCAACAUUGACAUUGACAGUCAACGUCAAAAACAGCAUACCAUCAUUAGCUACUGGGGGUACCUGGACGAUGCCACUGACAGUUAACCCAGGAUCCAUCGGAAUACUUGCUGUAGACAUGUUCGUGGAGUUCGAUACAUCCUUCGUCGAAGUCGUAUCGGUAGAAACUGCGCAUGCCUAUGACGUCACUGAKAAUUCCAUACAUAUUUUCUCGGCUGUAGAUGCAGCUGAUGCAAUGAAAGCUAAGGUUGCCGAAGUAACUUUUAAAUGGUUGAAAACAGGAACACCGACAAUCACUGUAAAAUCUUCCCGAACCGUGGACAAGAAUCUCGUGGCCUCUCCUUCCCUAUCAAGAGGAUCCUGCCCAAAUUCGGCUGUCAACGGUGACGUGAAUUACGACUGCAAUUUCAACAUUAUGGACGUUGCUUUCAUCGUGGCCUACAAAUUGUCUGAGCAAAAUGGGUUUUCAGGGAGCCUGGGGACAACAAUGAAAGCAAUCACUUCGGCACAAAAAUCUAAAAUGGAUGUUGACUUCAGUAAUGAUGUCGACCAGGAUGACGGUACGAUGCUUGCCUGGUGUUUCCUGGAAAGRGCGAACUUCGUGACUGAGUUAACUAYACUCAUUCCCGACCAUAGCCGCGACGGAUCAUCUUCCUGCGAAAUGCAAGUCCAAAUCAAGYUGAAGACCAAGUCAGGCCAGGCAGUUGAUGGUACCAAGACCCAAGUCUACCUAGACAUUGCUGGCCCCAACUCUGCCGUGCAUACUCAAUUAAAAGAGACAACAGUUUCUAAAGGCAGUAAAUCGKUCAUGAAAAAUAACAGGACRUUCUUCGGUGGCAUACUCAAAGCAUCUCACGAUUCACAGGUACAAGCAUUCGUAGUUUCCAGCACUGAAUCUAAGCUUUUUGGUACAAACAUCGGUCUGUCAAUCAUCCAAGUCGUUACAAACAGCGCAGGUCAAAAAGUCAUAACWCCAAUGUUUCGAACUCAAUCUCCAUCCUACGCAUCGGGUCUCGACAUCAACAUUGACUCYAAUCUGCGCCUGCAACACAAAGACGGUUAUUCUCCYCAACGCACGAUCGAAUUUAAAGAAACAACUGAACGCUGCAAAGACCCAUACGAGACACACGAGGUCGAGAUAACGUUUAACGGAGACUUCGGUAAAAUUACCGCAGGUGGUCAAGAGGCUUUGAUGAAAGAAAUCGAAAAWGAAGUCAAUGCACUAAACGUCAAUGCAAACUUUAAAUGCACUAAAAUCAGACAGGGUAGUGUAAUUGCGACACUGAAUAUGACUGUGAUAAAAUCCCAGAAGGAAGACGUYACGAAAUCGUUAUAUUCACAUGUUGUUAAAGGGAUCAGUGUGAAAUUCAACGGAAAUACAAUCGUCACAGUGCCACACAUGACUCUAAAUGGCAAGGAAUACAUUUCUGAGAAAAAGAUUGAGGAGGACGGUUUGUCUACAACUAACAUUAUUGUUAUAGUCAUCAUAAUCGUAUUAUUGCUGGUGUUAAUUAUUGCAGUCGUACUCUAUAUUCGAUAUCGUAAGACUAAAAGRAUCAAGCAGAGUCCUUCCACUACACCCGACCAAUGUUGGCGAGAGGAUGAUCUGGACAAAGACAUGAAAACGUGCAUGUACGAGAUUAACUCUGGUUUCGGAAAGGUUGACGAGACCGACUCUGUGGAAUCAUUACAUGCAGCUAUUGAGACGGGUUCUCCACCACCUGCAUAUCCUGCAACGCCUAAAGUUUUUAGAGCCUUCACAGAGAAUCCUGUCAUAGUCCAUACUCCCUCUCCCUCAUCAAUCAAAAACUCCCAAGAGGCAUUAGAAGCUGAUAUCGAGAGUCAAACAUCACAGCGUGAUUCACCRCGAAGCGCAACACCGGAGCCCCUUGAGCCUGCAGUCGUUUUGGAUGAAGAAGAAGAAGAACCCCAAAAGACGAACGAGGAAUUAUUGAUAGCCUCCGCUUUCGACCUUCUAAAAACUCCUCCAACCAGUCCUCCAAGCGGUGAAGGUCGCCCAAGUAGUGGAGCAAGACGACCAUCCCCUACACCCUCUCUACCACACGCCAUAGAUGAAGAAGAAUCCAGCUCUCCCGCACUUGACGAGGCGGUUUCGACCGACUCCGUUGAAAACGUUAGACCUGUGCUCUACAAAAACCUGCAAUUAAGUCUCCUGCGCCCAAAUGUAGAGAUGGGCACAAUUGCCCACUUUAUAGGAAGUGUGAGARCCAAUAUGUACGGUACACUCGAAGAACUACGAAAGGACAUAAACGAGGUUCUUCCUCGAKCCCUUGCCAGUAAGAGGUACCUGUUUGUGAGUAAAAGACUCCAACUUAUCCAGCCUUGGAGUGAAUCGCAUACCGUCGUUAUGAACACUUUUUCAAAAGUCGUCAGGGUAAAGCCCUUGUAUGGAACAGAACGGUGUGAGGAGUUUUGUACCUGUGGAGCCAUAGCCAAAUUGUGGUGCGACAAUUGCCAGACGCAGGGAUACUGCACUGAUGAAUGCCGAGAAGCUGACGUCAUUAACCACGUGAGCAGCUGCAAAAAGAGCAAAUCGAAACAGAAGUUGACAAUUUCAGUCGACCGUCUGACCACUGGCAAAAUCUAAUCGUUAACCCAUCACAAAAAAACUCACAAUUUGMUAUCAAUUAUUUGGGUAAUAGUCACUAUUAGACUUACUAUUAUUUAUUGUGUGGAUGCACUAGCUUCUCCAGGCAUUGAAAAUGCCACGUUUUAAGGUUUUCAAUAGUUAUUUAUUUAUAUAUCAUUUUUUAGCUUGUAUAUUUUUCAGUACUUCUUUUACAAAGCGUUAUACACCACAUGGACAAUUUUAAACUGAUAUUUUUUAUCAAUUUGAACAAAAAUUUUGACAAAUUGAGUGUAUCAUUUUCAGAUACAGUAAACCAAUUUUGAGCAUAAACGCGUGAUGUUUUUAUUAAAAUAACUCGAAUACUUUUAUAGCUUUUGGGUAUUUUAAAAUGAACUAUAGUAUUAGCAACAUCGUGAGAUAACGAUCUUAAUUAAGUUAUGCAAAGAUAUUUCAAUAUUCUUGCCAUCCAAUACGUGUGCCAAUGUUGAAUCUCUAUAUCAUGUAUUAUUUGUUUCAACAAUCACGUGAUUACAACUAACCCGUGAAACAGAAACUUGAUCCAAUCAAUAGGCAACGUGCAGGGACACCAUUUUGUAUUACAAAGCAUGAUGGGAGCUGUAGUCCUUGCAGCUUUUAUGCCCUCUCCCUAAAAUCCGUAAUUUUUAUGUUUUCUUUGUUGAAACGACACAACUUCUUCUUUUUUGUAAAGAAAAAGCAAAUAAGACUUAAAAGGACAAAAACAAGGUCUAAAAUUCCUAUCAUGCCUUAUUGCACAUUUCCUAUUUAAGUCGGUGUUUGAUAUUUCGCAAGAAUCAGAACGACAUGCUCAAAAGUCAUCGCAAUUUUAUUUCAAUACUCUGGCAAUAGUUUUAGCUCUAAGGUUAUGGUUAGUUGUAUUCACAUCAGGUUAUGAAUGUUUACAGAAUAACAAGAUUGUUAUUAAAAUAUAUGCACACCAUUCGUUUCGUUGUAUGAUUGCUUAUCUGUAUGUUGGUAAAAUAAAUGAAUUGAUCUGAAUUAGAACACA